AUGGAGGGGGAAAGGCGGGAGCUCGCUGCGGGGCGAGGGGAAGAGGAAAGACUUACCAAGAAGAAUUUUGAUCUAGUAAAGUUAAAUAUCCCCCAGGAGAAAAACAGAUAUGAACAAACUGAGAUUCGAACUGUGGCUAUGGAAAAUCAGACACUGCUUGGUGGAAUUUCAAGUACAGAAGAUGGAUUUAUCACUGAAAUAUUUAGUCAAAAUAGUCCAUUUAAUUCUGAAAACCUUAACUUUGAAAAUACAGUAAUUAAUAAACCUGGUAAAGAAGGGUUUCACUCCAGUCAAGACAGUCAUUUAUGCGCUAUGGCUAUUGGAGAAACUUUGCUGGAUCAAUUCAAAUACCCUCUUACUAUUGAAAGUCAAAAUACAAUACUCAAGGUCAAAAUACAGCCACUUGUAGAAGACAAUCAUAAUGAAAUCCUUGGAAAAUGUCAGAAGCUACAAGACCUAAAUCCUUCAGAAGAAGCUAAACAUACAUAUCCACCUUAUUCACUGUCGCACUCAUACAACGUCCAUUUUCUGUCUUCCUUAAUGAUGCAACAAAGAAAUUCUAAUGUUUUGUCACUAAGUACCUGCCCUCCAGAAGGAACAAUCAAUCAAAAUGUCAGAAUGAUACCAGUAUUCAGACCUCUACUAGAUCCAGUUACUGGUGGGAAUAAUUGUAUUUGUUAUGACCAAUUCAAAGGAAUGCUUAAUAGUUGUGUACAGUCACAAGCCUUGCCAGGUACCUCCAAUGAACCUUGCAGUGAUACCAGCACUUUACCUCAGACUAGUGCUCCUGUCUGUGAUGAACUUGCAGAGGUAAAAGAAGCAAUUGUUAGUAAUAUGGCUAAUAACCAAAAGGAAGCAGUUUUUCAGAAUUCAAAUGCAGGAGAAACCAGCUGCAAGUUACUAACUGCACAAAAUGUAAUGGAGGACCCCAGCUGUUCACACAGAAAAGAUUCCAGUCCAGUGGUGAUCUGCCAGUUGAAAGGAGGUACUCAAAUACUCUGCAUAAACAACUCUGGCACAAGAGAACUGAAAACAGUUCAUCUGGUUCCCCAGUAUCAAAACCAACAUAAUUAUCUUCAGUCAGAUGUGCCUAACCCUAUGACAUCUCUGCUGGGACAAUUUUUGCCAAUUCCAGGUAAAGUGGAUCUCAAUGAACAACAG
Molecule: messenger RNA, 1161 nt
Organism: Terrapene triunguis (Three-toed box turtle)
Lineage: Eukaryota; Metazoa; Chordata; Testudines; Emydidae
Gene: TESMIN
Product: testis expressed metallothionein like protein
Exons: 7
Source: RefSeq, a predicted model, not a curated record